UUUGAACAAAGUUGUUUAUUAUUCCGGAUGCAAAUAAAAUAGUCCAUAACUAAUGUAAAUUUUUGAAAGAAGAGUUACUGAUUAAAAGUUGAUUUUAUUGCGAAAGACAAAUACGAGACUGAUACAAAUUUACCCACAGUUCCGUUUACCAGAAGGCGUGACAAAGGGCAAGAUGGCUGAUUACGGCGAACCUAUCUCCGACCAGGAUAAGGUCAAUAUAGCCUCUGAUUUCAUCUUGCAUGCACCUCCUGGUGAAUUUAAUGAAGUUUUUAAUGAUGUUAGAAUUUUACUAAAUGACGACAACUUGCUGAAAGAGGGAGCUUCAGGAGCUUUUGCACAGUAUAAUAAAGAUCAAUUUACACCAUGCAAAAUUGAAGGCAAUCCAGAAAAUGUACUUAUAACAGAACAUGGAGAUUUAGGAGGAAGUAGAUUUUUGGACCCAAGAACUAAAAAGUCUUUCAGAUAUGACCAUCUGAGAAAAGAAGCCAGUGAUUAUCAGCCAGGAGAUGUUGAUAAAAGUGCAGAGAAAUGGAGGGCAGCAAUAGAGACAGCGUUUACUGAAUAUCGUUCUAAACAUUAUAAAAAUGGUGUAGUAACAUUAUAUGGUAGUAGUUCUGGAGGAAAUAUAACAAUCAUAGCUUGCCUAGAAAGUCAUCAGUUCCAACCUAGAAAUUUCUGGAAUGGACGAUGGCGAUCACAAUGGUCAGCUACUUUUCCAGAAUCGGGUGGUAAAUGUGAACUGACAGGUAUCCUCAAAGUACAGGUCCAUUAUUAUGAAGAUGGCAAUGUACAGUUAGUUAGUUCUAAAGAAGUUAAACAGUCUCUAAAUGUUACAUCAGAACAACAAACAGCAAAAGAAUUUGUAAAUAUUAUAUCAGAAGCUGAAAAAGAAUAUCUGAUGGCAAUAAAUGAAAAUUACCAGACUAUGUCAGACACAACAUUCAAAGCUCUUAGACGUCAACUGCCUGUGACAAGAACAAAAGUGGACUGGAACAAAAUAAUGAGUUAUUCUGUAGGACAACAGCUAAGCCAAGGGAAAAAAUAGCGAACAAUUUUAUAUUUAUUAAUAUAUGGCUUUAGAAUGGACAAGAAUGAUAAACUUUUGUAUUGCAAGUACAAGUUCUUGAAAGUUAUUGGUGCGUCAUUCAUGACUAACAAGUCGUGUAACAUAAUAAUAGCAAAUACAUUGAUUCACGAAUAAUAUAAAUACAUUAAAUCAGCAAAAUAUCUUUAUUGAUAAAACAAGCGUUUCUUGUGUCUAUGAGAUAUAAGUAUAAUUUAUGUUUCGUAUUGGGUAUCAGUUUACUGAGCUGUAUGUAAGUUAUAAAUGUAUAAUCCCACUAAAUAUCUAUAUUCAACUCAAGGAUUCACUAAAGUUUAUAUAGAGACCAAUGAUUAUGCUUCAUAAGUGAUAUUUAAGAUUUGUAUCAGAGGGGUUACAACUUCAUGUUAAUAUCUUUAGCAGCAUAUUAUUUAAGUUAUAUGGGGGGUAGUUAAAUCCAUUUUAAUGAAAUGGUAAACUGUUUGGAGGAUUAUUAUGAUAUAAUGUUGCUAGUCUUCUACAUUUUAAAUGUCUCAUCUUUGAACGACAUUAUCCAAUAUUGUCUACAAAUUGUGUGUUAUCUGACUAUUCAACAUAUUGGUACUUACUUAAAAACAUUGAUUGAAAAAAAAACUAAACAUUAUUUUAUGGUUCAAUAUGAUAUAUUUAAGAAAGGUGUUAUACCUUAUUGAACAACAUAUGAUACUCCUGAUUGAGUAGAAUAUGUCUCCACAUCAAUGAGUUCAAAGAUUGUACUGUCUCCAAUAGUAUUUCUACAUCCAAAAAAGAAUAACAAUAUGGAGAAAAACAUGAUACACUGUCAGAGAUUAUAUGUUUACUGAAAAGCUAUGAUGUUUGCAAUUUUUGUAUUACUACCUUUGUCUCUACAGUGAAAAUGAAUACACUUUAAUUGUAAUAUAUAAAUAUUCUACACUAUUCAAUAGGUGCUAUCUUGAUGGGAUGACUACAUAUACUUACAAAACCUACAAUUUUUCACAUUCCUCAGAAAAAAAAACAUGUUACUGAUGAAUGCUUAUUCAAUGUACAAAAUAAAAUUAUUUAUUUUCUUUGUACUUCUUAUUAUCUAUUGAUUUAUAUACUGCACAAUAUAAAACAGUAUUUAUUAUUUGUUAGUGCAUGAGAUAAUGUAACUGAUAUGAUGUGGAGAUGUUUUGAUUAUGUCAUUGUAUUAUUGUUUGAGAGACCAGCAAUUGAUUUUAUAUAAAUAUAUACUCAUA
Molecule: messenger RNA, 2280 nt
Organism: Mytilus californianus (California mussel)
Lineage: Eukaryota; Metazoa; Mollusca; Bivalvia; Mytilida; Mytilidae
Product: F-actin-capping protein subunit alpha-like
Exons: 10
Coding region: 173-1045 (290 amino acids)
Biological process (GO): barbed-end actin filament capping; actin cytoskeleton organization
Cellular component (GO): F-actin capping protein complex; actin cortical patch
Molecular function (GO): actin filament binding
Source: RefSeq, a predicted model, not a curated record